Molecule: messenger RNA, 201 nt
Organism: Malus domestica (apple)
Lineage: Eukaryota; Viridiplantae; Streptophyta; Magnoliopsida; Rosales; Rosaceae
Product: LYR motif-containing protein At3g19508-like
Source: RefSeq, a predicted model, not a curated record
AUGGAUUUUGGUGCAACCCCUACUUACUACGCCAAGUACGCCCGCGAGGACUUUGUCAAUUACAGAGAGGUCAAGGCCAGCGACGACCAAGCCCUCCAUGAGCUUUUCCUCAGGGCCUACAAUCACUCCCUAUGGGUCCUCAACAAGUACUCAGUGGACGAAUCUACGACCGAUAAGUUGAAGAAAAUAUGCUCCACUUAG